Molecule: messenger RNA, 8296 nt
Organism: Mizuhopecten yessoensis (Yesso scallop)
Lineage: Eukaryota; Metazoa; Mollusca; Bivalvia; Pectinida; Pectinidae
Exons: 4
Coding region: 142-1287 (381 amino acids)
Source: RefSeq, a predicted model, not a curated record
AAAUUCCCUUGACACCGGCAAGAUGUCCGCCACCACUGACGUGAUGUGUUUCGUCGAGUCGAUCAAAGUUUUAUGAUCAACAAAGGUUGGUGUUUAGUUUCACAGUGACAAAAUGAGACUUUAUUGGACAGCAUGGGGUAGAUGAUGGUGAAUUCGAAAACCCCAUUCAUCAAGCGAGCGACUCAAUUUCUUAGUGAAGUGCUUCCAAAGUGGAAAAGUUUUAGUUUUAGCGACCAAAUGAAGACCAAAAAUUUCUAUAUAUGUCUCCUAUUCAUUGCUGCUACUUCCACUUCUAUAUGGCUCCUGUCCAAUCCCUCCCCAAACCUGCAUACCAUCGUCACGCAGACCCACAAACAAAUCAACAACAUCAAAAACAUCCCAACUAACAUAAGGACUUCUAAUGAAGAGGAAUUAAAAGUGGAUCAUGUGUACCUGGAACGACUUGGAUUUUACGACAAGGAGGCUAAGGUUGUUAGCAGUGAGAUGAAGGAGACGCCGAUCAUUGGGACCUCAGCAUUGCCAGGCCACUAUGAAGAAGCUCUCAAGUUUGUUAAAUCUACCCAAAAGAUUCUUCCUCAACAAAAAAUUCUUAUCUAUGAUCUGGGAAUCAGUACGACAGAAUCUCAACAGAUGGUUAAGUUCUGCAACAAGACGAGGACAUGUAGCCUAAAAGUGUUUCCGUUUGAUAAAUUUCCAUCACACGUUAGAUACCUGGAUACCAAGAGUUAUCGGCCCUUGGCUGUACAGGAGACACUUAAGGAAUAUGGAGCUGUGAUAUGGCUGGAGCCGCCCGAACACUUCACCACCAGCAAGCUCAAUAAGGUAUUAGCUCAGGCACAAAAGGAGGGAAUCGCGGCCUGGACCAUCCAGGAACCUGCCUCUGCUCUUAUCCACCCAAAGAUGUUCAAAUAUUUCAAAACCAAGCAGAAUAAUUACUUCUUUUUAAGGGCAGCAAAAGCCAACCAGUUGAUUAUUUACAACACAGAGAAAAUACGACAAGAUUUGAUGUUACCAUGGGUUAAAUGUGCGUUAACAGAAGAAUGCAUAAAUCCCACAGGUGCUCAGAAUUUUGGCUGUAAUUAUGAUCUUAAACCUCGUUUUAGGUACAUGGGCUGUCAUAAAUAUGACAUGGCCGCCCUUAAUGUUAUUCUGGGAUUAAUGUUUGACUUUUCUGAGUCGCCGUACGAAGUGGAAGAGGAAAUCUUUGGUGUUUUGGUGACGGAACAGAAUGGGAAUUCAACUUCUCCACGAUAUGUUACCCGGGACAAACUCACUCAGAUUAGCUAGUCAGUACCCACAGAACACAAUGUAAUGGUAAAAGUUGGAACAAGCUGUGAAUUAAUUUUAUUGCCAGGUGUUAUGUAUUAUAUCUAGGAUGUUUGUGCUUUACUUUUCACAAUAUGCUAAUUGAAGCAGACCCUAUCAAAUUAUAAAAAAAAUUGGGCAUAAAAUGGGAAAAGUACUAAUCUUAAAGAACAAAUAGGGAAUUUUAAGUCCAGCAGACAGGUAAAACCACUGACACUAGCUUGUCUGUCAAUACACCUAUAACUAUAUGUUUAUUCACAGACAAGUUAGGCUAAUGCCUGUGGUUUAGACUUCUCAUGUAGAGUAGAGGAAACAGGUAUAUGGGUAAGAAUUAUCACACAAUUUGUAUUUUGAUUCAAUCAGAUCAAUAAAACUCGUUUAGGUAUAUCGGUCUGUAUCAGGAUAAUGGUAAGAUAGGGCACACAACAUACAAUGUACAGUAUCAGGUAACUCGGUCUGUAUCAGUAUAAUGGUAAGAUAGGGCACACAACAUAGAAUGUACAGUAUCGGGUAACUCGGUCUGGAUCAGUAUAAUGGUAAGAUAGGGCACACAACAUGCAAUGUACAGUAUCAGGUAACUCUGUCUGUAUCAGGAUAAUGGUAAGAUAGGGCACACAACAUACAAUGUACAGUAUCGGGUAACUCGGUCUGUAUCAGUAUAAUGGUAAGAUAGGGGACACAACAUACUAUUUACAGUAUCAGGAAAGAAAAACAAUGCAAUUAUUGAAACUCCCAUACAACGCACACUUUGUUUGUAGCCUAUUAUGUUGAUAUUCAUUGUUAUAGUUUCCUUAAUUGAAAAUGGUAAUUACAUCAUUGAUUAUUCUCAUUAAAUUUCAUAAAAAAAUCGUCAUUGAAUCAUGUUUACUGGAAUGAAACAAAACAAAAUUGUUAGUAAUUGUUUUGCAAAUUUUCUUAAUAAAAAGUAGAAGAAAAAAUGAGAUUUACAUUUAAAGGAAUUAACUGUGUUCAUAUAAAGAUAGACUUGGAUUUUCUUACUUCUGCUUUUUGUUGAUUUUGGAUGUAUUGAAGAAAUUUAUUUCCAUAAAAAAGAUGAAAAAACCCCAUUAUUAAAUGACAAUUAAGUGCUAUACAUCAGUUUGAGCACUGAGAUGAACUCUUAAAUUGCAUUAGUUAAAUGUAUUUCAUAAAAAAUCUCACAUGGUAUUUUGUCUUUAUUUUUUUUAUUGAAAAUGUUUCAGUUUUCAUAUUUGUUUUUAGUCGUAGUAGGAAUUUCUUUUAAUCAUCAGUUCAUUUUAUCGUGUUCUGCUUAGGAGGGAAAGAUAUGCAUCGCUAAAAUAAGAGUUUUCACUUGUUGAAAUAAUGAUAAAAGACAGGUUGAUAAUUAAGAUUUGUCCAUUAUUUAUUUGGUGAGUUUGUAGAAGGUAUCGGGUGAGUUUAUGUAAUGGUGCUUUGUCCGUUUGUCAUCUGUUGUGCUUCAAAUUUUUGCAUGAACUACUGAGAAGAUUUUAACCAAAUUUUGAUGUAAAGUAAUACAAUUAGAAGGGUUGACCAUCCAUUGGGUAGAGGGGUGGGGUCAAAAGUCACCGGAUCGGCUGAUAAACAAAAAUUGACAUCUUUUUUCAAAGUACAUUUGUACUCACUAGUGGAUUUCAACCAGAGUUUAGUGGUAGCAUGCUUAGCCCAUGGGGCUCUGAAUUGAUACAAAUGGAGGGGGUAAAGGUAGGGUAACAAUUCCAUUAACCCUCUGCCUCAGGCAGAUAGAUUCUAUGUCAGGACUUGUGACAGUUUCAAUAUUUACUAUAACAGUAGGUGGGCUAGAAUUAUUUUCUAAAUAUUCCUGCAGUUCUAAAGUACUCUAAAUAGGCAAUUGUAUACCCCUGCAAAAGGUCACAUUUUCUUAUCUGCUUUAAAUGACUACAUCUCCAAAACUACUGAGCAGAUUUAAACCAAAUGGUAGUGUAAGCAUGCUUAUCCCCAUUUGGAUCUAAAGUUUCACAAAUGAAGGGAUUGACCCUCCUGAGGGCUAAGGCAAAAGAUGUAGUUUUGAAAUAUUUACUUUAAAUGGCAUCUCUUCCCAAACUAAUGGACAAUUUUUACCUAAAUUGUUGUGGCAGCAUGGGUAGUGUCCUUAGCCCAUGGGGAUCAAAACUUAUAAUGACCUUAACAUUCCUGGAGCUGACCUCCCAAACUCAUGUCCUCAUAUAAUUGUAUUAACUUGAUUUCCAAAAUAGCCAGGUGAGCGAUUUCAGGCUCUUUUGACCAAUUGUUUAGCAUGUGUGCUGGUGUGUUACACAAAUGUGUUACAUAAGUGUAUUCGUCCCAUAUUUAUUUUAUGUGUGUUAUAAAUAAAGGCAUUACUCAUCGUUACUGUCCAAAGCUUAUUUGGUUUUUAUCUAGGCUUUGCAUGUAUUCGUCUGAUGUUUAUUUAGUAUACUUGAAUAACACGUUAUGUUUUACACAUCAACGCCCCUUUCUCGCCAUUAUACACAAGGCUUCCUCACUGGUUUUUGUUGUAAAUAUAGAGGUGUGGGUGCCAUGUUUAGUGGUAAAAUUAGACUUUAUCAAAAAUAAAAGUUUGUUUUGAAUGAAAAAUGUCCAUGAAGACUGUGAUAUCAGCACAUGUUUUUACAGUAGAAGCUGUUCAGAGAAACCAACACUUUAACAAUAAAAGUGGUUUCAAAAGUGACUUCCUUAGCAGGUUCAUUAUAAUGCAACUCCUCGGCAGAUCAUGAGUGGAGGGAAGUUUUGAACCUUUGUUUUGCACUUCUUAUGUAUCAGCAGCACAAUAUUGGAACCCCCCCCCCCCCUCCAUCCCCCUACAACACAGACACACUCACAUCUUUCCUAGAAAGCUGUUUUAAGAUUCACCUCUGCUUGUAAUUAUGUAGUUCUAGAUUGCUAUUGGUCAAAUAUGGUUUUGGUAGUAUAUGAUGAUCUAAAGUUAAGUGAAGUAUACAAAAUAUUGACUUUCAACUAAAGGCCCAUAAAAAGCAUAUUUUACAAACAGUAGUUAUGAUUAUACCAAUGACAUGUUUACACUCAAACAAAACCUACCAUAAAGCAAUGUAUGCUGUAAGUAUUGUUACUGUGUGUGGGUGUUCUGAAAAUGAUCUUAGUACAGUACUAAAGUAGUCUGUAUUGUAAAUUGUGUCCACAAGUUAUCUCCCCUUAACAUAAUUUAUCUGUAAAGCAAACAUAUCAUGGCAUAUUAUGACAUAGUUUCCUAGGUGAUUGUAAUACCCCAAAUAAUUCCAGUGUUUCUUAACCAUUCACAGUUGUCUUUGGUGACCUAGACCAAGACUAUCAGAUUUUAAAAGGAAUUGUUUAUAAGUAUAAUUUUCAGCAUUGAUUAUCUAAUAUUUGGUAAUAUUGAUUAUAAACAGUGUAAUUUGAAGCCAUGUUGACUUGUUCAUGUAGCCAUCCAAGAUAUCCGGCUUGAUUGCAUCAGUAGCUCACAUAUCCUUGAUAUUCCAGAGGUUAAGCUCACUUACAUUCUGGGGCCCCCUGGGAUAUCUUGUGACCAGAUCGGAGACAUGUGGCUAGCUAUUUGGUUGGUUUCAGGUAACAAAAUCUCGCCAAUCACCACAAUGUUAUUUGUCCUUUGAAUAUUUCAGAAGCUUCAAAGUGGGUCAAUUUUAGCAUUAUGUUGCUGUGAAAUCCUUUAAUGUACAUCUGAUGAUUAACUAACCUUCUUGUAUCAUCAACAAGGUGCCACAUACAAAGCAUCUGAUAUCGUCAUGACAUAUUCCAGGAUUGCAGAGCAUGUAAGUAAGCCUAACCCCUGAAAUUCAAGAAUGUAUGUAUGUAUGGUGUCGAGGAUAUGAUGUUUAAAGAUUACUGCAGAAUUUGCUAAUAUGAGAUAUAGCAAUUUCUGUUCAGUAUCUUUUGAAUGUUUUGCUGUUACCAUCAUGAUUUAAAAUUUAAACUGAAUACUGUUUUAUUCAGAAAUCUAUAGAAAUCAUACAUUUAAUAUAUCAUUGUUACUUUAUCUGUUAUUUUGUAAAAGAGAAUGUCCAAACUAACAUAUAGGACCCUAUGGUGCUUAUUAUAGCAAUACUGUAUAGUUGCUAAUAUUUAUAAGGGUUUUAAAUUUGCAUAUUUUUCAAAUGUGUUAAAUUCACGAAAUUGGAAGCCUCGUUAAUAUUUUGAGAUCCUCGUGUUGUUCGUUGCUAGUAGUAACAAGCACUUGGAACUCUUUGCGAGGAGUUCCAAAGUAGACUUACAGAAAUUAUGAUUUGCGAGAUUAAACCCCCAUGAAUAAGUUCUGGACACAAAAUCAGGAACUUUUAAACCAGCAAAAUUUAACAACUUUACGGUAUUUAGUUCCUAUGGUGUUUAAUUAACUAACAGUGUGGUCCUGUGGUGUUUCAUAAAACUUGUUGUCAAUUCAUUGAUCAUCUUCCACAAUGAAAUAAUCAGAAGAUUAUGUAUGUAAGGUUCGUGUCAUAGACUGUGAUUGCUAUAUUACCACAUGAUAUUAAACAAGUUAUCUCCCUUUAUGUAAAAAAAAAUUAGUCAUGUUAGGUAUUGGGGAUAUGGAAAUUCUGAUUCGGAUUUUUAUUUUUGUUGAAGAGAUGAUGUCACAUUUCAGUACAAAUAUCACCAAGGCACGGAACAUUUUUAACUCAAAUUAUUUGCUUUUUUGUUAGAAUUUAGAGAAUGGUAGUUUACAAACAAGAGAUCACUGGGUGCCCCUAUUUUGUAUGUGGGAUCCUGCAUGGGUAUCCCUAGUGAACCAUGUAGAGUUAGGAAUACAUCAUUACAUGCUUUUUUUGUUCAUAAUAAUAGCAAACAAUAGAAGAAACUUUAACAAUGACUGCAUGUAUUCCAUAUUUUUUUUCAAUCCCGAAGUUUCAGAUGUUAAGCACUAGGCAAGUAUUCUCGAAAAUUGCUUACAAACUUGAUGGUGGUGAGGUCAUUAUUCAAUUUACUUCUCCAUACAAUUAUUUUUCUGAGUUGUCUCCCCUACUUGAGAUAAAUUGCUGCUUCAUACAAUUGUUUUACUGGAUUAUCUCCCCUGAUUGAGAUAAAUUGCUGCUUCAUACAAUUAUUUUACUGAGUUAGCUCCCCUAAUGCAGAUACAUUAAUUCUCCCUUAAUUUUUAUACUUUGCUAAUGAGUUAUAUACCAUGAUUGAUUAAUUUUACAGUCUAACAUAUAUAUCAAACAUUAUCAUAAUUGGUUCAGUAUAAUGCACUAUUGGGUUAUCUCCCAUUUGUCCCUAUUGUAUAUAUAUAUAUAUUACAGAAAAAUCAAUAAAUAAAUCAUUCAUCAAGCUUUUUAAGGACAGCAAAAGUACAGGGGCCCGUUAAUUAAACUACAAAAAAUUCUGCUCAAAUGCAACAGUGACAUUAUGUUUCAAGCAAUUUUCCUGCCUGCUUUUUCUGCUUAUGUAUAAACAAGUAUACAGACAACUUAAAGGCCGGGUAUUUUAGUAGACUUUUGUUUUAAAUUUCCUGUUUAGAUUUUUUUUGCUCAUAUUUUUAUUUUCUUAGAUUUUACCUUUUUUGUAGACGUUCUCCAAACUGUGGUAGUUGGUCUUCAUUCUAGACAAGUCGGUGAGUUUUAUAAUUUCAAUGUUUUUUUAAUAGAUGGAGUUACCAAGGUGCUUGUAAAUAACUAACAAGUUAUUUGUGGAAUGUGCGAGUGGGCAUCCAUCAAGCCUCUGACCAUGCUAACUGUUGCUGAACUAGUGAAGGUGUCCCAGGGUUAUACCUUAUUGGUGGAAAAGCUAGAUUGCCAGUAAGGCAGUAUUUUCCUUGCAUAUUUCUUUGUCGUUACAUUUGACAAACAAUUAGAUUCAUAUGUCAAGUAUUUUAUUCUCGAUUGAUAGUUUAAACACGAUUCCACAAUUGCCUGUUACCAGGUAAAUGAAAUCAUGUCCUGCCAAAGUUAAUAUAAAGGUCAUAGGUCAGUGUACUCCAUUACUGUCCUGUCAAAGUUCACAUGAAGGUCAUAGGUCAGUGUACUCAUUCACUGUCCUGUCAAAGUUAACAUAAAGGUCAUAGGUCAGUGUACUCCAUUACUGUCCUGUCAAAGUUCACAUAAAGGUCAUGGGUCAGUGUACUCCAUUACUGUCCUGUCGAAGUUCACAUAAAGGUCAUGGGUCAGUGUACUCAUUUACUGUCCUGUCAAAGUUCACAUAAAGGUCAUAGGUCAGUGUACUCCAUUACUGUCCUGUCAUAAAGGUCAUAGGUCAGUGUACUCCAUUACUGUCCUGUCAUAAAGGUCAUAGGUCAGUGUAAUCCAUUACUGUCCUGUCAUAAAGUCAUAAAAAGGUCAUUAUAUUGACAAGUGAUAAUGUUUCCAAGCUUUUAAUCAAAUAUGAUGUAACACAAAGUGUGUAUUUAUUGUACAUGUUUCAGAUUUGUGAAACAAACUGUAUAUACAUGUUCAUGCUUCAGUAUAAAAACUGUUUUAUAAUUCAUUUCUUACUUUCAUUUGUAACAAACUUUUUAUCUUUACUGUACAUUUUCAUUGCUUCAGAUUUGUUUUGAAUUGCAGUAUAUUAGUAUGGUUUAUGAUUGAGUUGAUAUUAAACAAAACAUUAAUCGUAAAGGUUACAGGGAUUUCAUAACAAGUUAAACAAACUGUUCACAAAUUUCUUCAGUUAAAAGUGAAAGUAUAUGAACAAUGAUUCAGACAGUGGAAGCUCAUUCAUUCAUUCCAGAUGGUAAAUCAACUUAUAGAAUUUCUGUCUUUUUUGUGACAUUCUUGAAGCACAAACGUCCAUACUUAUUUUCAUCUAAGAAAACAAUUUUCUUUGUUAUGAUAAUAUAAUCUUUUAGAUGACAGGAAAAUAACAGAUAUACUACAAUGCCAGUCUGGUGAUAAUGAGGAGUUGAUCUGGCUUCUACGGUUUUCUUUGAGCUCCCAUGUACCAAUUCCAAAUAAUGAGAAGGUUAUCUGUUGAUACAGUAUCUUAUUGUCGUAAUAAUUUCUAAAAUUGUAUGCCACUUGUUGAGAAUUGAUGUACAUUUCUAUGGAAAUGUGGUUUAAAAUAAAAUACUGAUUGUCUCUGUCUUAUU